Paramecium octaurelia is the source of this 505-nucleotide messenger RNA. The record is from the annotation of a GenBank genome assembly. NCBI's taxonomy places the organism in Eukaryota, Ciliophora, Oligohymenophorea, Peniculida, Parameciidae.
AAACAGAUGAAUUAGGUUAUAUUGAUCUCCUUACUUCUUAUGUAAGUUAAAUAUUCUAUGUAGUCAAACAUUGGGAUAAAACAAUGAAAAGGAAUCAAAUUCGACAGGAAAAAAUAAUGAUGUAUGUAUAUAUGCUUUUCUUGGAAGUUUAUAGGAUUGAGAAUGCGAAGUUUAUAAUUCUGUUAAUAUUUUUGGCAUUGAUCUGUCGUUAUUUGUAUACAAGGAAGGUUAUAUAAAGGAUCGGGGAAUUGAUUAUUAGUCUUAAAAUACUUCAUUAGAGCUAAGCACAAUAGCCAAUUCCAGAAAACGAUGAAUACUAUAAAAAAGGUAUUGUUGGUAAUGGGAUUGUUGUUAGGUUCGAUUGUUAAGCAGGUGAGGAGAGUGGUGAAAUAUUUAAAAAGCAAAUUCAACAGAAUAAAUGAAUCGUAAGUAGAUGUUUCCAAGAAAUAUAGCCAAUUUGAUAUGGAGGAAUCUAUUUGAUUAUUUACAAUGAUAUAUAAUAUAC